This is a messenger RNA of Theobroma umbraticum, 1911 nucleotides long. RefSeq names its product putative serine protease EDA2. Gene Ontology annotation, cellular component: vacuole. NCBI's taxonomy places the organism in Eukaryota, Viridiplantae, Streptophyta, Magnoliopsida, Malvales, Malvaceae. Gene Ontology annotation, molecular function: serine-type exopeptidase activity; dipeptidyl-peptidase activity. The record is from RefSeq and is a predicted model, not a curated record. Gene Ontology annotation, biological process: proteolysis.
CAAUCAUGUUUCGUGUCGAAGCUCCGCGCUUGUCUGGUCUGGUGUUGAGUUUGAUGGCAGCAAUCUUCAACGUUAUCUCUUAACAGAACAACCACUGUUGGUCUCCAAGUUGUUAAGAAACUAAAAACACUCGACUUUUGGUUCCGAACUGGGGACGGGCAACGGCGACGAUGAGGCUGUCGGAAGCUGUCGCGUCGGUCUGGUUGCUGUUUCUUGUGGCUCUGUCGGGCUUCGCCCAUGGAUUCGUGACGAGACGUGCUUUGCUCGACCGCUUGUCUGGAAAUAGCAAUUACUUAACCACUAAAGAACUCUGGUUCGAUCAGACUCUCGAUCACUUCUCCCCUUACGAUCAUCGUCAAUUUAAGCAGCGUUACUAUGAAUUCCUUGACUGCUUUCAAGUUCCUGAUGGUCCAAUUUUCUUAAAACUUUGUGGGGAAUCGUCGUGCAAUGGCAUAGCCAAUGACUAUAUCAGCAUUUUGGCAAAGAAGUUUGGGGCAGCUGUUGUUUCACUUGAGCAUCGUUACUAUGGGAAAAGCACUCCUUUUAAAUCGCAUACAACGGAAAAUUUGAGAUAUCUUUCAUCGAAGCAGUCGCUGUUUGACUUGGCUAUUUUUCGUCAAUGGUAUCAGGAAUCCUUAAACUUGAAGCUGAAUAAAACAGAUGCUGAGAAUCCAUGGUUUGUUUUUGGUAUUUCAUACUCCGGUGCUCUUAGUGCGUGGUUUCGUCUUAAGUUUCCUCAUUUAACAUGUGGAAGCCUGGCAAGUUCUGCAGUUGUUCUUGCUGUUUACAACUUCACUGAUUUUGAUAAGCAGAUUGGUGAGUCAGCUGGUCCCGAAUGCAAGGCUGCCUUACAAGAAACUACUCAACUUGUUGAUCAGAGACUUCCAUCAAAUGGAAAAGAACUGAAGACACUGUUUGGCGCAGCUGAGCUUGAGAUUGAUGGUGAUUUCCUCUAUUUUCUGGCGGAUGCAGCUGUUAUAGCGUUCCAAUAUGGAAAUCCAGAUAAGUUAUGCACCCCUCUUGUUGAAGCAAAAAAGGUUGGAGAGGAUUUGGUGGGUGCCUAUGCCAAAUAUGUCAAAGAGUAUUAUGUUGGAAGUUUUGGUGUCAGUGUUGAAACAUAUAAUCAGAAACACUUGAAGAAUACUGCUGUUACUGAAGGUAGUUCUGAUCGACUUUGGUGGUUUCAAGUUUGUACUGAAGUUGCAUAUUUCCAGGUGGCACCCUCAAAUGAUAGCAUUCGCUCUUCAAAAGUUGAUACAAAAUACCACUUAGAUCUUUGCAAGAAUGUCUUUGGAGAGGGAAUCUACCCUGAAGUUGAUGUGACAAAUAUAUACUACGGAGGCACAAAAAUUGCAGGUUCAAAAAUCAUUUUUACAAAUGGCUCACAGGAUCCAUGGCGUCAUGCAUCCAAACAGACAUCGUCCCCAGAUAUGCCUUCCUACAUCAUUACUUGUCAUAAUUGUGGCCAUGGAACUGAUUUGCGAGGAUGUCCCCAAUCACCCCUAAGCAUUGAAGGUAAUGCUCAGAACUGCAGUUCCCCUGAUGCAGUUCACAAAGUCAGGCAACAGAUCAUAGAAAACAUGGACUUGUGGUUGUCUCAAUGCAAGGCCACAGGUAGGAGUUACAUGUAAACAUGUAUGGCUGAGAAUUGAUCACUUUAACCUUGAUCUCAUGUAUGUUACCUUCUCAAAAGAUGUUUAGGUGAUUAUUAUGAAAGGCAAUGCCAGUAUUACUUGUCCUCUUGUACACGUUUAUGUAUGGCAAAAAUGCUUAAAUGUGAGAAUUGAUCACUUUAACCUUGAUCUUAUGUAUGUUGGUGCUCAUGAUGAAAGGCAUUGCCAAUAUUACUCUUCCUCUUGUAUACUCUCAAACCCAAAACUCAAGCGAAUAAUAUCCCUUACUUACAGUCAA